AUGGGGACCCCCUGGCUGCUCCCCGCGCUGCUCCUGCCAGGCUGCUGGGCACUGACGGGGCCCACCUCCGUGCACGGAUUCGUCGGGGGGACCCUCUCGGUGUCCUGCAAGUACGAGGAUGGUUUGGAGACAAAUGAGAAGUUCUGGUGCAAACCAGGAAACAUUUAUGCUUGUGCUGGUCCUUACAUCAUCGCGACAUCGGAGCGCAACUCCUUCGUACGUAAGGACAGAAUCUCCAUCUGGGAUGACCGAAGGCAGCGGGAGUUCACGGUGACCAUGAGCAACCUGACCGAGGUGGACACGGGCACCUACCUGUGCGGGGUGUGGAGGCCAAUUCGUAAUGACAGACACAUAGUGAAGGUGAAUGUGCUCCCAGAAACAGAAUCUUCCUCGAGUGCAGACCCCCCUGCUCUCACUGCCUCCACGUCAGUGCUCACUGGGGCAUCUCCCCAAGAGAAAACUGCUAAGAAAGAGAGACCCAUCCAGCCUCCCACCGGAGAUCCCAGGGCUGCACACUUGGACCUGGUCAUGGACGUCCUGACUCCGUGCAUCGUGGUGGUUCUUCUUUUGCUUGUGCUUGCUGCUGGCGUCUUGGUUAAGCUGUCCAGGAAGAGGAAGAAAGCCCUGGCCGCAGCACCCAUAGAGAUGCACAUGGAGCGCAGCGCCUCGCACACGGGCACCGAGGGCAGCCUGCAAUACGCUGAGCUCGCUCACCCGGCUGCGGCGGAGGACGGCCGCGUGUACGGCAACGUGAGGGCUGCCCAGAGCCCGGCGGGCACCGAGACCGGCUACACGGAGAUCCGCCCGCGGCAGCAGAGCUCCCAAGAGGAGGAAGGGGCGGCUUGCGGCACGGCGAGCGCCCUGUCCCCGGAGCAGCAGGACCUCUACUGCAACGUGCAGCGGGCCCCGCGCCCCGCGGAGCCGCUCUACAGCACCGUGCUGAAGCCGCGGUGA
Molecule: messenger RNA, 954 nt
Organism: Nothoprocta perdicaria
Lineage: Eukaryota; Metazoa; Chordata; Aves; Tinamiformes; Tinamidae
Product: CMRF35-like molecule 6
Exons: 7
Coding region: 1-954 (317 amino acids)
Cellular component (GO): plasma membrane
Molecular function (GO): transmembrane signaling receptor activity
Source: RefSeq, a predicted model, not a curated record